CACCGAAGGCAGUGUGGACAGGAAGUUAGCGCAGGAGGGUUCGUGUCUGAAUCAAAACAAAAACCUGAAAGGUUUCUGUAUAAAAACAUAAAAUCUUUAUUGUCAAAAGUCUGUGGCAAUCAAACGUCACAGUUUGCACAACAAAGAAAUGAACGGAAGUUACACAAUUUUCAAAAAGAAGACUAAGCCAAACUGCGUGAGGUGAUCGGACUGGCCUUUUAUUGAUUCCCACGUGAUCUGGACUUAAUUGGUUAUCGAUUCCAGUGUCUGUCUUCAGAGUCCAACUUGAGCUGGACUGUGACAGCACGUGUCAGCUUCAUGUACACAGUGAGGCGUCACCUGGCGGACGUCACUGUGAUGUGACGUCACUGCUGACCAGCCGCCGUCGUGCUCCUGUGCUGAGACUCAUGUUGAGGUCUUUCAGUCUGUCUUCUACCUGCAGUGUCUCCGUCUCUUUAAAGGGGACCGUCUGGGCGGGUCACAUGUCCAGCUCCGGUGUCCCUCCUCCUCCUCCUCCUCCUCCUGUGUGUUGGUGGUGGAGACCGGCUGCCGGCCUCCCUGCGCUGCUGCGUGUCCUCUCCGUGUCUCGGUGUGUAUAUAAAGGCCCGGGGGGGGCGGGGAUGUCAGCCCGCUGAGUCUUGGAGGAAGAUGCUGCCGCUCGGUCUGCUGCUGCUGCUGCCGGCCGCCGCCGCCGCCGCCGCCGCCGACCUGCCCGGCUCGGCCGCUCCGCCGCUCGCCUUCUCUCCGUCGCUCCCCGCUUCUGCCGCCGUCCCUCCGCUCCUCCACCUCCCGCAGCCCCGGGAGGAGUACGGGGCUCCCGGUGUAGCCUUGGCCCGGUCUGCGGCGGAGGAAGCGGCUGGACCCGGAGAGGAGGAAGAGGGGGAGCAGCAGCAGCAUCACGGCGGCGGGUACCGGGUGGUCCAGUGGGAGUGGAGCUACGUCCAGACCCCCUACAUCAUCGCCAUCUGGCUGCUGGUGGCCAGCGGGGCCAAGAUCUUGUUUCAUUUCUCCCAGCGCUUCACCACUGUGGUCCCAGAGAGCUGCAUGCUGAUCCUGCUGGGUCUGGUCCUGGGCGGGGUUGUCCUGAUAGCCAAUAAGAAGCAGCUGUACCAGCUGGAGCCCGCCCUCUUCUUCCUCUUCCUGCUGCCGACCAUCGUGGGUGACGCUGGAUACUUCAUGCCGGCUCGCCUCUUCUUCGACAACCUGGGAGCCAUCCUGACGUACGCGGUGGUGGGAACGCUGUGGAACGCCUUCUGCACCGGCUUCUGUCUGUACGCCGCCAAACUGCUGGGAGUCAUAGAUGAGCGCGUGCAGGCGGACCUGAUGGACUUCCUGUUGUUCGGCGCGUUGAUCUCGGCCGUCGACCCGGUGGCGGUGCUGGCCGUGUUCGAGGAGGUUCAUGUCAACGACAUGCUCUUCAUCAUCGUGUUCGGAGAGUCACUGCUGAACGACGCCGUCACCGUGGUUUUAUAUAAAGUCUACAUCUCCUUUGUGGAAGUGGGGGCGGAGAACGUUCAGACAGCAGAUUACUUCAAAGGAGUUGCUUCCUUCCUCAUCGUCAGCAUCGGGGGGACUCUGGUGGGUCUGGUGUUUGCCGUCAUCCUCGGCUUCAUCACUCGUUUCACCAAGAAGGUUCGCAUCAUCGAGCCGCUUUUCGUCUUCCUGCUGGUCUACCUGGCCUACCUGACCGCCGAGCUCUUCUCACUGUCAGCCAUCCUGUCUAUGACCUUCUGUGGGAUCGGAGCCAAUAAAUAUGUGGAGGCCAACAUUUCCCAGAAGUCUCGGACCACAGUGAAGUACACGAUGAAGACUCUGGCCAGCAUUGCUGAGACCAUCAUCUUCAUCUUCCUGGGGAUCUCAGCAGUAGACAAGUCCAAGUGGGCCUGGGACACCGGUCUGGUGUCCUGCACGCUCGUCUUCAUCUUCGUCUUCAGAGCUGCAGGUGUGAUUGGUCAGACCUGGGUCCUGAACCGCUUUCGCCUCGUCCCAUUGGACAAGAUCGACCAGGUGGUGAUGUCAUACGGCGGGCUGCGAGGGGCGGUGGCGUUCGCGCUGGUCGUGCUGCUGGACGGCGAGCAGGUCAAAGCCAAGGAUUACUUUGUUGCCACGACGAUUGUGGUCGUGUUCUUCACUGUCAUGUUCCAGGGUCUGACCAUCAAACCGCUGGUCAAAUGGCUCAAAGUCCCUCGAUCGACCAGCAGGAAGCCGACCAUCAAUGAGGAGAUCCACGAGAGGGCCUUUGACCACAUCCUGACCGCAGUGGAGGACAUCGCAGGACUGCAGGGAUACCACCACUGGAGAGACAAGUGGGAGCAGUUUGAUAAGAACUACCUGAGUAAGCUGCUGCUGAGGAAGUCAGUGUACAGGAAGAGUGAACUGUGGGAGGCUUAUCAGAAGAUCAACAUCAGAGACGCCAUCAGUGUCAUCGACCAGGGUGGGAACGUCCUGACCUCAGCCAGACUGUCUCUGCCCUCGAUGGCCAGCAGAGCCUCGUUCCCCGAGGUCACGAAUGUCACCAACUACCUGCGUGAGAACGGCAGCGGCGUGUGUCUGGACCUCCAGGUGAUCGAUAAUGUCCCCGGAGCCAAAGUGGAGGAGGACACAGAGACGCACCACGUCCUCGCAGGGAACCUGUACAAGCCCCGUAGACGGUAUCAGUCCCACUACAGCCGUCACUUCAUGCCUGUGGGGGAGAAGGAGCGUCAGGAUCGCGAGGUGUUUCAGAGGAACAUGAGGAGCCGCAUGGAGACGUUUAAAUCCACCCGACACAAACGGCACAAGAAGGAGCGAAGCCUCAAGAAGCGCCGAGGAUCCGACGCCAAGGAGGACAGCAACGACAAACCCAGACGCAACGUCAGCUGGCAGGACAAAAACCCGGUGGUUGUUCCGGUGGAGUCAGAGGAGGAUAAGGGUGAACAUUCAGACCCUGAGAAGGAGGAAGACGUCGGGAUCACCUUUGUUGCUCGUAAGGCAGAGACACCAAAACAACGACCGAAAUCAGUCCCAGCAGCUUUGGACGGGUGUCCGAGUCCAUCAGCUACCCCGCUGUCUCCCCCAAGUGGAGACAGCCAUCUGCCGUGGAAGGGCAGUGUGGGCUCUCCUCCUCCCUGUGUGUCUGUGGAGGCCACAAAGAUCAUCCCUGUGGACCUCCAACAGGCCUGGAACCAGAGCAUCUCCUCCCUGGAGAGCAUCUCCUCCCCUCCUGCCCCCGCCGAUCCCAUCCACCCCCGGGUCAGCGCCCUGUCCAGACUGGGAGGACCCCGCCCAGCCUCCUACACCCCGCCGGGCAGCGCUGUGGGCAGCACCUCCUCCAUUGGAGCACAGGUGUCGCUGGGCUCCUUCCGCUUCCCAGAAAAGAAGAAGGAAGAGGAAGAGGAGAAGGAGGAGGAAGAGGAGGCGUUACAGGAGAUGCAGCCACUCAUGUCGUCUCUGAGGCCCCCUGGCUCCCUGCCACCACCACCACCCCCACCCAGCUCCGCCCCAGGCUCAGGAAGGAGAAGGACCCCCUGCGUCUACCUGAGGAGCCUUGUGACAGCGCCCCCUCCUGGCAGUGGUGAGCUGCACAGCCGAGGCCCCACCCAGCUGUGACCACAGAUCUCAGAUUGGUACAACAUCCGCCCCCUGCAGAGCGGAGCAGGAACUUCACUGCACCAAUCAGCAGCUUCACACAGACACGUGACAGCCGUCACACCAUCCAGUAGGAAAGCAGCUCACUGUGUCUCCUCUCAGCUUCCAUUUCCUGUUUGCUUUACAUCCACCUGAUGAAAUCUGAUCUUGCCUGCAUCACCAGCAUCCUGUGGUAACGGUUCAGAAGAUUAAAGGUCCUGACAACUGAUUCAGCAUCUCCAUCACAGACUCAGACUCAAACCAGCAGCAUGUCAGUCCAUCUGUCAGUACUGUCUGACUUCUCGUCCUCUCAGCUCCAAGCCCUUUGGUUCCUGCUGUUAAAACAGUGUGGCACAGAGGAAGAAGAUAAAUCAGCAGGUGUUGGGAGGCACUUUCACUGCUGGUUUGAGUCUGAAUACAAGAUUUAAAAACAAGAAAAGAAAUAUUCUUGCUGCUCCCACAGCAUCCAUAUCAGCUUCAUGCUGCUGCUCUUCUUUGGGUCUGAACAGGAAAAAGCCCUGUAGUGUUGCAGUGGUGUUGUAAACAUGUAAUCAGUAAGAACAUCAUCGUUCUGCAGGAGGUGGACUCUGACUGAAAGAAUCAUUCUGGUUUAUUACAGCUCUGCUUUUAUGUUUGUCCAUCGCUGUACUCCCAAACUGAGUUAACUGAGUGAGUGCAGCAAAAAAGAUUCUAAUGAAGUGGAAUGAUCCUUUAAUGGAGUCUGAUACAGAGUGCUGUCUGACUCACAGUCACCCUUUAAUGGAGCUGAAGCUUUUUAAAGCCUUAUUUCUGUCUUUGGAUUUACAAACGUGUGCAAACACACACACACACAUGACAUGUAUAUUUAUUCUGUCAAAGCUGCUUAUAUGAAACCUAAAGAUGUAUUUUGUAAAGCUGCAAAUAUAUAAAACCUACAGAGUAGUUUAUUUUGAGAGACCAAAGUGUGUAAAAAUGAGCAUAAUGAACAUUUAUACAGUGUCUGUAAGUGCCAUAUUCUGUCACUGUGUCGAUUCAGUGUUUCUGUCUGCUUCGUGUGUGUGUAGUCUGCAGCUUUUUAUUCCAGCUGUAGAGAUGUGUGUGUGAGAGCUGCGUUAGUUUUCACUCUGUUGUGCUGCUUGCUUUGCCAAAGAAUCAGUUUGCCUUAAAGUCAGAGCUGUUUCAGGCCGCCUGCUACAUCGCUCCAGCCAGAGGGAACAUCUUAUACAUACAGAGCGCCGCUCGGCGUGCUGCUCCGGGCCAAACGUCUCCUCCAGUGUUCAUAUCACGCACCAACAUGUGCUGAAACAUCGCACGCUUCAGGUGCUGUUAGCGCAGCGUACUGAUCAUGCUGCGUUCACGUCAUGUGGGGCUGGCUGAUUUGAUACCACGGCUGACUCAUGUUGGCACAUAUGUUGGCUCCAAGUAUUUGCAAAGUACCUCCUUAACAAUCACACAAAAACGCUUAUCAACGCUCACUAUUCAGGACAGGAAAUGACGCUAACUUUGGGUUUAACUACCUUGCACUUCGUCUGAUAAUCUGAGUGGCGCCCAUGUUUGGUUUUAAUUCUUGAGCACUUUGUAAUCUUAGAGCUUCUGGACAACUUCAGCUUCCCGUCAUAACUUGGAUAUUGACUUGGAUAGAAAACUAUAAUUACAAAAACUCCGACAUGACCUGAACGCAGCACAAAGGAGUACCAACAAAGAAAUCAUCUCCUUUGUAAAUACAUUAAGUGGCACUGACAAAGUGCAGAAAGAUACAGACUGCAGAAUAUUACAGUUUCUGUCUUGUUUUCACAGCUCAGUUUUUGCAGCAAUAAGAAUUCAGUGUGGCUCCAAACAUUUCUGCUGACUUCAAACUCCUUUUGAACUUGACUAUUGAUUUCUUGGCCCCUGAGCUGAUGAUGAAGUAGAUGUUAAGCUGGUGUGACAUGCUUUGUGUUGGUGUAUGUUGUCUUCACCGUGCAGCAGUAACUGUAAUAACAAACAAGUUGUAGCUUGCUGCCAGAAAGGCCUGUAUACUGUAAAGAUAUUUGACCUGGAGCUGACACCAGCUUAGGGGAGGUGGUGUUACUGCAAACCGGAACGCGUCUUGUUGAUCGAGUUUCUCCCAGGUGCCUGUUUUAAUCACUCUGUAAGUGAACGCAGACACCAGGAUGUACUGCAGGGCAUCCGGUCUGCCUACGUUUCAUCUGUGAUUCAGGUUAUUGUGUGGAAAAUCAAAUCAAACAAAUCCAUCUUUAUGCCAAAUAUUUGUUAGCUUUGGCUUCUGUCCAGAGAACUAAAAGCCAAUAAAUGUGUUUUCCUGACCACACA
Molecule: messenger RNA, 5898 nt
Organism: Scatophagus argus
Lineage: Eukaryota; Metazoa; Chordata; Actinopteri; Scatophagidae
Gene: slc9a5
Product: solute carrier family 9 member A5
Exons: 16
Coding region: 649-3588 (979 amino acids)
Biological process (GO): proton transmembrane transport; regulation of pH; sodium ion transport
Cellular component (GO): membrane
Molecular function (GO): sodium:proton antiporter activity
Source: RefSeq, a predicted model, not a curated record